UCCCAGUGACUCCGCUGCGCUGAGGCCUGGUAGCCGAGCCCCAGGGUCUACUUCUGGCAGCCCGGGAAAACGAGCCUGAGCCCAGUCAUGGCCCUGGCCCUCUUUACUGCAGUCGUCCCGGCUCACCUUCUCUCCACUCGGGUUCAAACCCAGCUCUGCCUCUUGUGAGCUCUGCGUCCUUGGGCAACCGACUGACCUCUUCCAGUCUUUCUGUUUGCAAAGUGGGGCUAGUGGCACCUGCUUUCCUGGAUUGUCUCACCAAUCCUUCAGAACGUGUGAAAGGCCUAUGCAAACCCUAACGAUUUACACCGGGGCCCAAGAGAUCAUCAGCAAGGGUCUGAUUUCCCCGCUGGUGUGGAAGCUGCAGGUGGAGCGGGAGGAGGAGUUCCAGGAGCUCAUCCUGGACACACUGGUCCUCUGUCUGCGGGAGGAUGCCACUGAGGCCCUGGGCAGCAACGUGGUGCUUGUCCUGAAGCAGAAGCUCCUCAGUGUCAACGAGAACAUCCGCAGCAAGGCCGCUCAUGCACUCCUUAAUGUCAGCAUAUCUCGAGAGGGCAAGAAACAGGUGUGUAAGUUUGACGUCAUCCCCAUCCUGGUGCAUCUACUGAAAGACCCGGUGGAGCAUGUGAAGUCUAAUGCCGCCGGGGCCCUGAUGUUCGCCACAGUGAUCACUGAAGGGAAGUAUGCGGCCCUAGAGGCACAAGCCAUCAGCCCGCUCCUGGAGCUGCUGCACUCCCCCAUGACCGUAGCGCGCCUGAACGCCACCAAGGCCCUUACCAUGCUGGCAGAGGCCCCCGAGGGCCGCAAGGUCCUGCAGGUGCACGUGCCCACUUUCCGUGCCAUGGAGGUGGAGUCUCACGCAAAGCCUCAAGUGGCCGAAGCCUUACAGCGGGCAGCCCGGAUUGCCGUCAGUGUCAUCGAGUUCAAACCCUGAGCCCCUCAUCCACUUCUGUGUGUGAAUAAAUGCGCUCAGUCUCUUUA
Chlorocebus sabaeus (green monkey) is the source of this 981-nucleotide messenger RNA. Lineage: Eukaryota; Metazoa; Chordata; Mammalia; Primates; Cercopithecidae. The record is from RefSeq and is a predicted model, not a curated record.